AUGGCUGAUUCCACUUCCAUUCCUAACUUCAUUUUCUUCUCUUCUCUCCUUCUGUCCAUAUCCUCCACCACCACCACCGUCGCCACCACCGCUUCCGUCUGCAAAGACACCCCAUACCCAUCCUUUUGCCAAACAUUUAUUCCGAUCAACAACUCCUCCUCCAACCUCCACGACUACGGCCGUUUCUCCAUCCGUAAAUCCAUCUCCACCGCCACCAAAUUCUCUAACUUAAUUGAUAAAUACCUUACCACCUCCACCACUGUCACCACCGCCGUAAUCCAUGCCCUUCAAGAUUGCCAGUAUUUGGCCCGAUUAAACGUCGACUUCCUUUUAGCGACUUACCGAACAGUCAGCGCCGGUCAAACCUCCCUUCCGGCAACCACGUCGGAACACGCUCAGACGAUGCUUAGUGCCAUUUUGACCAACACCCAGACGUGCAUAGACGGCCUGCAAACCAAUGCUGCUUCUUGGACCUCCAAAAAUGGCGUUUUUUAUCACAUUCAAAACGAUAACAAAUUGUAUAGUGUUUCAUUGGCUCUUUUUAACAAAGGAUGGGGAUCUAAAACCAACAAUAAGUUCGAUUUUUCGAAUAGGAAACAAACGGGUUUCGGAAACGAUCGAUUCCCACGUUUUAAAAUGUCUGAACAAUCGACGGCGAUCUUUGAGACGGUUGGAAAUGGGAGGAGAAAGGUGGUUCAGGGUGGUGGCGCCGGCGAUGAGGUGGAUGUUAGUGAUGUCGUUGUGGUUAGUCAAGACGGCUCCGGGAACUUUACCACCAUUGCUGACGCCGUUGACUUCGCUCCGAAUAAGUCUGCCUCCGGUGCCGGUUAUUUUCUGGUUUAUGUGACCGCCGGUGUGUAUGAGGAGUAUGUCAAUAUUCAUAAGAAGAAGAAGUAUUUGAUGAUGAUCGGAGAUGGUAUUAAUCAGACGGUAAUCACCGGAAAUCACAGCGUCGCCGAUGGCUGGACCACUUUCCAGUCAGGGACAUUUAUCGUAGCAGCUCCCUACUUUGUCGCGAUGAACAUAACGAUCCGCAACACCGCCGGACCAACAAAGCACCAAGCCGUAGCAUUACGAAACGGAGCCGACUUCUCGACAUUCUACCGUUGCAGCUUCGAAGGGUACCAAGACACGUUAUACGCACACUCCCUCCGACAAUUCUACCGAGAAUGCGACAUUUACGGCACCGUAGACUUCAUAUUCGGAAACGCCGCCGUGGUGUUUCAAAACUGUAACAUUUACCCCCGAUUACCAAUGCGCGGCCAAUUCAACGCGAUCACGGCACAAGGACGAAACGAUCCCGGCCAGAACACCGGGACCUCGAUCCAGAAGUGUAACAUCCGUGAAGCCGACGAUUUGGCAGCCGGUGAUGGCACGACGGUAACGUAUUUGGGUCGACCAUGGAGGGCAUUUUCUCGAACAGUUUAUAUGCAAUCUUUUAUGGAUGAAUUGAUCAGUCCGGCGGGAUGGUUGAAAUGGUCCAGUGAUUCUGCAUUAAUUACUUUAUAUUAUGGGGAGUUUAAUAACUCCGGGCCGGGAUCGGAAACUAGUGAGAGGGUUCCUUGGCCGGGAUUUCACGUCAUCAAUGCGAUGGAUGCGGUUAAUUUCACGGCGGCGGUUCUUAUUCACGGAGAUGACUUUUUGCCCCAGACGGGUGUGCCGUACGAUAGUGGGUUAUGA
Cynara cardunculus var. scolymus (artichoke) is the source of this 1680-nucleotide messenger RNA. RefSeq names its product probable pectinesterase/pectinesterase inhibitor 7. Bases 1 to 1680 code for a protein of 559 amino acids. The record is from RefSeq and is a predicted model, not a curated record. Gene Ontology annotation, biological process: cell wall modification. The transcript has 2 exons. Gene Ontology annotation, molecular function: pectinesterase inhibitor activity; pectinesterase activity. NCBI's taxonomy places the organism in Eukaryota, Viridiplantae, Streptophyta, Magnoliopsida, Asterales, Asteraceae.